This is a messenger RNA of Homalodisca vitripennis (glassy-winged sharpshooter), 952 nucleotides long. RefSeq names its product AP-3 complex subunit sigma-like. The coding region runs from base 1 to 690 and encodes 229 amino acids. Gene Ontology annotation, biological process: intracellular protein transport; Golgi to vacuole transport. Gene Ontology annotation, cellular component: AP-3 adaptor complex; membrane coat; intracellular membrane-bounded organelle. The record is from RefSeq and is a predicted model, not a curated record. NCBI's taxonomy places the organism in Eukaryota, Metazoa, Arthropoda, Insecta, Hemiptera, Cicadellidae. The transcript has 2 exons.
AUGAACUGUCCAUUCCUGUGUUACACUGAAACAUUAUACAUUGUUGUUGUGAUCAGCUGUGGUGGCUCACAUAACCUAACAGUGCCAGUGUCAACCAUGAUUCAAUCAGUGCUCGUCUUCAACAACUACGGUAAACCUAGACUGAUGAAAUUUUAUACUGACCAUUCGGAAGCAAGGCAACAACAAAUUUUAUCGGAUGUUUUCAAAGCGGUGUCACAAAAAAACAAUGAGAACUGCAAUUUCAUCGAGAAGUGUACAUUUCUCGGCGACGACUUCAAAAUAAUGUACAGACACUUCACGACUCUGUACUUCGUUUUCUGCUGCGACACCGCCGAAUCAGAAUUGGCCAUUCUGGAUUUGAUCCAAGUUUUUGUGGAAGCGUUAGACAAGUGCUUCAAGAACGUGUGCGAACUGGACCUCAUCUUUAACGUGGAUCGCGCGCACUAUGUUCUGAACGAAAUAGUGAUGGGGGGAGUGGUGCAAGAGACCAACAUCACGGAGAUACUCGCGAGGUUCGAGGAGCAGAAGCAGGCUGAGCUGCAGGAGACCAGGAUCACCCCGGUGAUCACGAUGCCUUCCAUCCCCGCCAGCCUGGUCAACCGCCUACCCAGCUUCAAGGAUUUCAAAAUGCCCGAAAUAGCGUACACGACUAAUCCAGCGGUAACGUACGAGUUUCAACCAUACAACUGAGUAUUUAACCUCUAAAAUCAGUGAUUACAUGGGCUUCUUAUGAAGUAAUACAUUGCUAAUUGUAUCAGGCAAAUAACAUUGAAACCCGAUGAAUCUUGAAGUCUAUCCUCUGAGAACAAUCUAUUGCCGAGUGGAUAAAAUUUGGAACUUUGAAUUCCGAUGAAUCUUGAAGCCUAUUCUCUAAGAACAAUAUAUUGCUGAGUGGAUGAAAUUUGGAACUUUGAACUCCGAUGAAUUUUGAAGUCUAUUCUCUGAGAACAAU